AUGGCUGGUUUUGGUGUAAAUGUUUUUGAUGCAUUUGCCGACAAUGCGGCUGAUCGUUUUGUAAAUAAUUUUAUACCGGGCAAUGGUGUUCUUCAAACGGGUGUUGAUCAAUGGCUUAAUAAUGAUAUUAAUCGUAAUUUAGGUGGAGGUCUUGGAUCAAGUUACGGAUAUGGUUAUGAUAAUGGCUUCGGCGGCGGAUUCGGCGGCGGCUUCGGUGGUGGUUAUGGUGGUGGAUGGUAUUAA
Messenger RNA from Adineta steineri, 243 nucleotides. The record is from the annotation of a GenBank genome assembly. Lineage: Eukaryota; Metazoa; Rotifera; Eurotatoria; Adinetida; Adinetidae.